Messenger RNA from Salvia miltiorrhiza (redroot sage), 6803 nucleotides. RefSeq lists its product as uncharacterized. Gene Ontology annotation, biological process: tRNA methylation. NCBI's taxonomy places the organism in Eukaryota, Viridiplantae, Streptophyta, Magnoliopsida, Lamiales, Lamiaceae. The transcript has 4 exons. Gene Ontology annotation, cellular component: cytosol. The record is from RefSeq and is a predicted model, not a curated record. Bases 150 to 6713 code for a protein of 2187 amino acids.
CAAUUAGUGAACCAUUAUUUUGUUUUAUUUCCACAGCUAAACCCUAAAAACCUCGUCCCAACUUUUCAGUGAACUUUCGCCGCCGGCCACCUGCCCCGCCGCCGCACGCCGGUAGUCUCAAAGCUCAAACCUUCACAUCAAGGCAAGCCAUGUCAGCAAAAUGGCGUGCCAUACAGCACCGCCACAAAUAUACUUACAGCGCGGUGCUGUUCCCGCCGCACUUCACUGAGGCAUUGAAUCAAACACGUGAUGGGUCCGCCUUCUUCGCUGAACUGAAGCACCUGAUUUCACUCAACUCUACUUACGCCCAGCUCGAACACGUCAAGAAAGUCGCUGCAGCGUUUUCCACCUUGCUGUCCGACCGAAACGCCGAGGAAAACGCAGUUUCCUGCGCGGUGAAGUUGUAUUUGGAGAUUCUUUUCCUGGAGAACUCGCUGCCGUUGCAUAGGACGCUAGCUUCUGCUCUGGCCAAGUGCAAGAACUAUCGUAGUUUGAUCGAGGAUUGUUUCCGGCUGCUGUGCGAAGAGUAUGGUGGUGGGAAAAGAUUCUGUGUUUCAAGGGCAGCGCUGUCGAUGAUGAGCACCCCUAAAUUGGGGUACGUGGUUCAAGUUGUGGAGCAAUGUGCGGUUUUGGUGGCUUCGGAUGUGAUUUCGGGAUUGCAGAGCAUUGUUAAAGAAACGAAUGAGUUAUCGAGGCCUUCUCCGAUCGUUAUGGAGCAAUGCCAGGAGGCGCUGUCGUGUAUUUACUACUUGCUUCAGCGCUUCCCUGAAAAAUUCCACCAUGGCUUGAGUUUGAGUGAUCAGAGUGUGAUGGCGAUGGCUUUUACCUGUGUUUUGAGCAUUUUGAAGUCGGCCGCAUUUUCAAGGGACUGCUUUGUGGCAGCUGGAGUGAGCUUCUGUGCAGCAUUGCAGGUGUGUUUGAGUGCCGAUGAUCUUGGUGUCUUUAUAAUGCAAGGUAUCUUUAAUCAGCGUGGUAUUCGAGAUUGUGAUGCCAGCCUUGAUGCUGUGGUAGGGAAGAUUCCAUAUAAGGGUGAUUUGGUUGGUGUGAUACAUAGUUUUUCAACUCUCAGUAGACUUUGCUUGAUAAGAGGAAUUCUUACAGCAGUUUCAAGAACGGUUCUUGACACGCAUUACAUUGUGGGAAACGAGGGUUGUGUAGGAUCGGGUGAUGGUGUUUCCACAGUCAAGACAAUACUUUAUGAUGCUAUUUUGCCUGAAUUAUGUAUCUAUGCCGAAAAUCCUAGAGAUAGUCAUUCCAAUUUUCAUGCACUAACUGUGAUGCAAAUAUGUCUGCAGCAGAUAAAAACAUUACUACUAGGUGAUAGUAAUGGAGACACAGAUAAUUAUGAUCCGAUUCCUGAGGAGAUGGGGGCAAGGAUAUUGAAGAUAGUUUGGAAUAAUUUGGAGGAUCCUCUAAGUCAAACUGUAAAACAAGUUCAUCUUAUCUUUGAUCUCUAUUUAGACAUACAAUCUAGCCUUCAUUGGGCGGAGGGCAGUGAAAACAUCAAGAUGUUCUUGAGGAAGAUUGCUUCUGAUCUUCUCUGUCUAGGACCACGUUGCAAGGGAAGAUAUGUUCCUUUAGCCUCCUUGACCAGGAGGUUGGGUGCUAAAGCUAUUCUAGAAAUGAAUCCUGAUUUGCUGUUCGAAACUGCAAAGGCUUACAUUGAUGAUGAUGUUUGCUGUGCUUCCACGACAUUUCUUAAGUGUUUACUUGAGUGUUUAAGGGAUGAAUAUUGGAGCAGUGAUGGUGUUGAAAGUGGCUAUACAAAAUACAGAGGUCUCUGCUUGUUGCCAUUUUUACAAGGACUUGCUUUUGGAGUCGCAAAGCUGCGCUCCAACUUGAAUACUUAUGCGUUGCCAGCCCUCCUUGAGCUGGAUUUGGAUAGCAUAUUCUCUAUGCUCACAUUAAUAGGGAUUAAGGGGGAUGAGGGCCCGUUAGCUGCCUCUGCAGAAAUCAGUUCUUCAUAUAUGACUCUAGGACUUGAACAGAGAAUUGCUGUUUUGGUAUCAUUACUCAAGGUAUCUCGUGGACUUGCACUUAUUGAAGGAGACAUUGAUUGGUAUGAGGGUUCGACACUAUCUCCUGAAGUUGCACUUCUUGAUAUGGAGAAUAGUAAUUUACACUGUGUUGUUCUAGUAAAGAGCAUAGAGGUUAAAAUCCCAGUUAAAUGGCUUGUAUUAGCUUUGACUCACAUAGAUGAGUCGCUUCGCAUGGAUGCAGCAGAAACUCUAUUCUUAAAUCCAAAGACGGCUAGUCUGCCUUCACCUUUGGAACUUAGCCUGAUGAGAAGAGCUAUACCUUUGAACAUGAGAUGUUGUUCUACUGCUUUCCAAAUGAAGUGGAACAGCUUGUUCAGAAAGUUCUUUUCUCGUGUCCGAACAACGUUGGAGAGACAACUUAAGCUUGGAACUUGGAAGCCUCUUAUUUCUGGAAGUUCAAAGGCAGAGGAUUUAUUUACAGGAGCUGAGGAAACCAAAAUGCACAGGGCGGAGUAUCUUUUCGAUUUUACAAAGUGGUUCAGUCGAUUUUUAUUCUUUUCCUGCUAUCCUUCUGCCCCGUAUGAGAGAAAGACAAUGGCUAUGGAGCUUAUACUGAUAAUGUCAAAUGUUUGGCCUGUUGUUCCAACUUUGCGUGGAGAUGAGGAUGGAUUUUGUUUUGAAAACAAUCUGUAUCCUUACAGUAAAGGUUAUACUUCACCUGAUUCAACCUUGCUGCUAGUUGGGUCGAUUGUUGAUAGUUGGGAUAGAUUGAGAGAGUGCUCGCUUCAAAUUUUACUUUAUUUUCCUACUCCACUUCCUGGCAUUUGUAGUCCAGAAUCUGUCCACCGGGCAGUUAUAUGGGCUAAAAAAUUGAUCUGUAGUCCACGUGUACGAGAAAGUGAUGCUGGAGCUCUGACUCUGCGACUUCUAUUUAGGAAGUAUGUGUUGGAUCUAAGCUGGAUUGUCCAACCAUCUUGUAAUGUCGUCUCAUUAUGUUUGGAGGCUGAACGGCCGGAUGGGGCGUAUCAAAUUUGCACCGCCAGCUCUCCUGUUGUAAGUUAUAUGACAUCACUUAUUGAUUGGCUGCUUGCUGCUGUUGAGGAUGCUGAGAAAAAUCUUUCGGAAGCAUGCAAGAAUAGUUUUGUUCAUGGUAUAUUGCUCGCUCUUCGCUACACAUUUGAGGAACUGGAUUGGAAUUCUGAUGUAUUUCAGCAUAGGAAUGCUGAAAUGAAGCAUUUAUUCGAAAGACUCUUGGAGUUGGUCAAGAGAAUAACUUCCUUGGCCCUUUGGGUAGUCUCAGCUGAUGCUUGGCACUUACCCGAGGACAUGGAAGAAAUGAUGGAUGAUGAGGCAUUUACUGUAGAGAUUCCUGAUGAGAUUGAUUCAUCUGCCUCAGAUUCUCAGAUUGAGGUAAAAGACGCAAAAAGUGCAGAGGAAGAGGAAAUCAAGCCCUCUGAUCAGAUUGUUAUGGUUGGUUGCUGGCUUGCAAUGAAAGAGGUGAGCCUUCUCCUGGGAACAGUAAUUAGAAAAAUUCCUUUACCCACUUCAGAUGAAAUGAGGAAAUCAAUCUCUAAUGCCGCUGAUGAGUCCAUUGUGCCAUCUGAUGCACUGCUCGAUAUACAACAACUUGAGACAAUUGGCAGCCAUUUCUUGGAAGUCCUUCUCAAAAUGAAACAUAAUGGUGCCAUUGAUAAGACAAGGGCUGGGUUUACUGCUCUUUGUAACCGCUUGCUUUGCUCAAACGACCCUAGACUAUGCCAAUUGACAGAGUCUUGGAUGGAGCGAUUGAUGGAAAGAACUGUUGCUAAGGGACAGACAGUGGAUGACCUCUUAAGAAGAAGUGCGGGUAUACCUGCAGCAUUCAUUGCAUUUUUCCUCUCAGAGCCUGAGGGAGCACCAAAAAGACUACUGCCAAGGGCCCUACGGUGGCUAAUAGAUGUAGUUCAGAACUCUUUAGCCGAUCAACUGAAAGCCAAGAGCUUUGAUGGUGACUCUUGCAGUGGGUUCAUGUUGAAGUCAAGCGAGGCAAAUGGUAGCCCUCCAGCUUCUGUUACAAAUGGCAAUAUAGAAAUGUCAAAGUUUCGGGAUGAGGGUGUUGUUCCGACUGUGCAUGCUUUCAAUGUUCUUAGGGCAACUUUUAAUGACACAAACCUGGCAACUGAUACAUCAGGUUUCUCUGCUGAGGCAUUGAUAAUCUCAAUACGUUCCUUUUCUUCUCCAUAUUGGGAGGUCCGCAACAGUGCUUGUCUUUCAUAUACUGCUUUGGUACGUCGGAUGAUUGGAUUUCUCAAUGUACAGAAAAGAGAAUCUGCAAGGCGAGCUUUAACUGGGCUUGAGUUUUUCCAUAGGUAUCCUACAUUGCAUUCAUUCUUACUCAAUGAGCUGAAUGUAGCUACUGAAUUACUUUCAGAAGGCUCAUCAGAUGAGUUGGGAUCCAACCUGAAAAAUGUUGUACAUCCAAGCUUAUGUCCGAUGCUGAUUUUCUUGUCUCGGCUCAAACCUUCUCCAAUUUCAAGUGAAACAGGAGAUACUUUGGAACCUUUCCUUUUGAUGCCAUUCAUCAGGAGGUGUUCAUUCCAAAGCAACCUCCGGAUUCGUGUACUUGCAGCAAGAGCCUUAACAGGUCUAGUUGCCAACGAGAAACUGCAGACCGUGGUGCUUAAUAUUGCCUCAGAGCUGCCUCGUGAGAGAAGCCGCAAUUCAUCCAGUAAUGGGACGACCUGUUCUUUCAAUUCGAUUCAUGGAAUGUUAUUGCAGCUGAACUCUCUGCUUGAUACCAACUGUAGAAACUUAUCCGAUCCCUCUAAAAAGGAUACUAUUCUCCAUGAAUUGGUUCAAAUCUUAGCAACACGCUCGUGGAUUGGGAGACCAAGACAGUGCCCCUGCCCCAUUCUCAAUGGCUGCAUGGUAAAGCUACUUGACAACAUGCUCAGUAUUGCGGUAACCUGCGAAGCGAGCAAAAGUGCUGAUACCAUUUGGAACCUCCUCUGGGAGUUGUCUUCAGAAUGUUUAGAUCUAGAACCUGCUGGUUGCCCGUUGUCCUUCGACCCAACUAUUCAAGAACUCCGCAAGCAAGCUGCGACUUCCUACUUCAAUUGUAUUUUCGCUACAUCUAAAGAUAUUGCUGAAGAUGAAAUUGUGGUCAGACGAACUCGGUCCUCACCUGCUACUAGUUUGUCAAGAGCAGUUGGAACCUAUAGCAGAUUUCAGGAAAGGCUGGUUCGCUCCAUGUCGGAUGCAUCCUAUGAAGUGCGAAUUGCCUCGUUGAAGUGGCUUUUCUUGUUCCUAAAGAGAGGGGAAUGUACAGGUAAUACUUGUGGGGAUCAGUUCUAUUGCGAGGCUCUGAAAAUGUGCUUGACUAAUAUCAAUCUUCAAGAUAUCCUCGUGAGGCUUCUGAUUUCAGAGAGACAUCAUAAAUGUGUGUAUUAUCUUCUCAAAAUUCUUUACACUUGGAACUCACUUGAAUUUCAAGACAACCAACCUAGCCCAGAACCGAGGUUCAUCCGUGAUAUGGACCGCCGUUCAAUAUUCCAGCUAUGGAACGAUUUGGUUUCCUUGUUCAAGAUCACAAGGCACGCGAAGACUCGACAAGCACUCAUCUGCUUCUUGGGAAUGUGUGCCAAGAGAAUUUCCAGCUUAUGUAUGAGCUUCAUUUCUUCUGAAGUAGAGAUGCAGAGUGAUGAAAGCAGAGCAUUUUCUGAUUUCUAUGAUGCAUUGAGUUACUUUGUGGAUCUGAUUGAGCAAAACAGUGAUGCAUCAGAGCCCGUUACCAUGCGGAAGGCGGCUGCAGAGUCAAUGAUAGCUUCUGGAAUGCUGAAUCAUGCUGCGCCCCUUGGUUAUUUGAUCUACAGCUGCCCAAUCUCUGAUGGUUUCGUCUCUUCUCGUUCUAAACCAGAAGAGGCUAUCAAGUUGUACGCUCGUAGAGUCCUCAAUCUAUGGUUGGCAUGCAUAAGGCUUCUGGAGGAUGAAGACGUUGGCCUCAGGAAAAGGCUUGCUUUGGAUGUGCAGAAGUCUUUCCCCUCUCGAGAGCCCACCAAAGAUUUCCAACCCGCUGCAGGCACGAGCCAAGUCGAGAAAGUGAUAGAAUCGUGCUUUGAGCAUCUCUCGACAGUCUUUGGCCACUGGAUCGAUUAUCUGGACUAUCUCUGCUGCUGGGUUAUGAACAUCGCGAACCACACCAGCUACGUCUCAUCAGGAGGAGACCUUGUGAGACGCGUCUUUGACAAGGAGAUCGACAACCAUCAUGAAGAGAAGCUCUUGAUAUGUCAGCUGUGCUGUUCUCAGUUGGAAACUGUUCCAGUUUCAAGGAUCGAGAGCGGGGCGAGGGAUCUUCUGCAGAGAUGGAGAAGCAGAUUCUUCCAACAGCUGAUGGCAUUCAUCGAUGACCGUGUCGGGAGAAGCCAGAGUGAUGAUUGGAUUGGUGGAGUUGGCAAUCACAAAGAUGCAUUUCUACCACUCUAUGCAAAUUUGGCUGCAUUUUAUGCUCUGUCAAACUGCAUAUUGAAAGAGGAAGAUGAGAGCAGCCGUCGGCGUAUGCUUGGCGACGUUUCUGCUCUUGGAGAGGCGAUGAAGCCAUUUCUUUGCAACCCUUUGAUCUCUAACCUUUAUUUGAUAGUUGUGAAGUCCCAUGAGAAAUAUUUGGGUGAAACUGAAACUGCAGAAAACUUGAACCAGAAAUGGAGAGAGAAUUAUUCCAUGUGGGGUGAAUUCAAUCCUUAUUUUUUAUUAGCUUAGGGUGGGAAAAAAAAAACAUGAUUUUUGUAGCAUAAAUGUACUCGCUGCCUGAUUUUGAUAAUGAUACUUAUUUACAAGGUUUUUGUUCCA